AAGUUUAAUGAAAAUCAAAGUGGAUUUUCAAAUCCUAAUGGUUUCUAAAAUAAUGUUCUAGAACUUUACCGUGAUAAGAUAGCGUAAUACAUCGAAGACAAUAUAUAUUAUAUAUAUAAAUAUUUAAAAAGAACAAAAAAAAAAAAAAAACAACAACAAAGAAACAAGAUAAAAAGAUGGUUAGAAGUUGAAACGCAUCAUCGUUAAGUUUUUCUACGAACGCAGUUCAUAUUUUAGAAAUUAAUUCCGAAAGUUUAUGCAUCAGAAACAAGAUUAUGAUUCAACAGAUAUAUUAAUACACGUAUCAUGAUUUAACAUUUGCGCUCCUGUAUAAAGCGCACUGUAACAAUUUAAUUUAACAAGGGAUGAUCCCGAAAGCGGAGAUUCAAAAAAUUAUGAAGCUUUAUGAAUAUGUUUGCUGCUCUCGUUUUCAGUCGAAGGGGAUGAAAAUCGUCUGUAAAACUUGGCCAGUUUUAAAUGUAAUUUUCAAAACAAGCAAAGUUUUAAAAACGAUUUACACCCCCUUAGUUUCAUAACUUUGUUGAAUUUCCGGUUUCGGGAUCAUCCCUUGUGAGAUAACGCGAGCGCAAGUUGCUUCUUUAUUAUAAACAUUAUUACGUAGAAGAUUAUUAUUAACGCUCACACAACUCGCUACGUUCAAUGUUCGACAGUAUCUCCUGUCGUGGUUGAUUUUGAUCUGAUUUGAAGGUGUUGUACGAAAAUACCUGUUUCGCAAUGUGUCAAUUAUAGCUGCAGAGAAUAUAUAUAUGUAUACCCUUGUACACGAGACAACGGUUCAGUGUUGUUCGAAACUCUGCAUUUUACGAUUCUCUAUGUAUGUAUUUGAUAAAUUAUGUCUUGGAAGAUGAUGCGCUAUUCGGUCGCGUGUUGAAGUACGACGAUCGUAGACGCGAACACCUUUUAUGGCCGGUACGUUACAACGGUCGUAAUGUCGCGAAAACGAUCGUCACGAUAUAUGUAUUUUAUUUAUAUCGUGAAAUUCAAUGUAAAUACGCAGAAAAAGAAGAAAAUGUAGGUAUUUUGUGUAAAUGCAAUUGUAAAUAUAUAUUAUUCGAGCGAUAGCGUAAAUCGCUUAUUAACGACAUUGUCAUUCCGACAGCGGCGUGCACAAAACUAUUGUUUGUGAUCUCGUAGUAAUCAGUAAUCAUGUAAUAUAUUUAAUGUAUUAAUAGUAUAUUCAUGUAUGAAACAUGUGUCUGUUUUUUAAGUUGCCGUCACACAGCAAUAUACAUAAAGUUUACAUCAAUCAUUAGAAACGUGUUUCCUGUGUAUUUCAAACCCUCGUACGUUAUGACGAAUCAAAUUAAUUGCAUUCAAGAUUUUCUAUCCGAUAGAAAACGAUCGAAACUCGGUUCAUUGUUAUUGGUAUUAUUCAGAAAACGUGCGUCUCUGGUCAUAUAUACAGAGGAGAAACCGAAUAAUGAUGGCUGCUAAUAAGAUUCCAUCCAUUGUUGCACACAAAAGCACGAGUACCGGCUGGUACUCACCUAUAGGUCAGCAAUGUGUGUACGGUCAGUCGGUCGGUCGGUCGGUCGGUCGGUCGGUUGACUGUCGGCUGAUUCACCCAUUUACUGCAUCCAUACGUCUGGCUGCAUGUAUGCACAUUUACCAUUGCACUGGAAGUCGCACGCUCUCUCGAAAAUCACAGACAAUAAUAAUAUUACAGUAGACUCUCGUUAUAUUGCCGCGGCGAGGGUAAAAAUUUGUUAAGCUUUCAAACUUUAAUUAACUAAUCAUUUACCAUAAUGCUAUGCGGCCCGACUAUUCGGGUCGAUACAUACGAUGCACAUCCAUUGCCACGAGUAAUUAGAAUGAAAGUGCAUUACACGGCUAAAUGGAGACGUAAAGUUUAUUGUACAACUUCGAGGUUUCCGGAGAUAGGAUUCGAGAAGAAUUACCACCAUGGUACUUGACAUUCCAAACCCUACUUCCCUGAUGUAUAAAGUUAUCAAUUGAUUUCAGUAUCAUCUAAUAGACGAGGGUGGCAGGCAGACGUAAAGACUUUAAGGACGCGCGUCUCGACGGGCGUCGCGUCGUACGUCUGGCGACAAGUUGCACGCAUACAAGCGACAAGAGGGACAACGAUAAGGACAAGAACGACGAAUAGGAGCACGACCGCGACCACGUCCACAAGAAUCGUGGUCGUGGUCGUAGUCGUCAGGAGUGUGGCUGGUACGAGAAGAGAUAUCCUCCGGUUCGUGAGGGACCUAUAUAACUGUACCGUGUGUCUGGGUCAGGGGGCGGGCCGCCACGUUUAUAGUAUACUCUCUAUAUCGGACAGGUGUACCCCAUUCCGAGUCCACGAGUUCUCGCGUGCACCAUCGAGCCCCAGCCAGCCAGGCCGGCAACGCGUCUUUCUAGCUGCCGCGAACAGAUAUUGUGGCUGAUCGCUGUAAACACGAGCAGAUCAGUCCAGUCGCACGGCCAGCCUCCGACGACACUUAACGAGUCGUUCGGAAGAGCAUCAGUCGGCCGCAAGCGGUUUCCAAACGUCUCUUCGGUCCUACCUCUUCGCGCGUUCAUCGCCGGUUUCGUCCCCGUUUCCGCCACUGAAAUCGGUCGAGAUCAACUGACUGUGCUUUAGAGAGCCUCCGACCGCGCGGGUACGCGGAGAUUUCUCGGCACAUGGUGCUUCAAUCAGUGAGGUGCGUCCAUCGAAUUCUCCUUCUGUUCAUUGUUGCACAUUUCUGACACGGAAUCCGGGACCAACCACGCUGUUUCUUCACGUCCGCUUCCUAAUUGAAUACACCUGUGCAUUUACAAUACUCCACCGUGGACACUAACACGGUAUGCGGUGGCGAAUCUUCAUUUUAGCCAGUCUCCUAUUGAAGGGGCUGGCUCGAGCCGAGGAUGUGGAGGUAGUCGAGGCGAUUCCAGGCGAGGAUAACCGGAAUGACAAUUCAGCGUUGAAUCGGCAAGACAACGACAUAAACAGUUCCGAUCAGUUGGCGUUAGAAUCGUUAGGGGAGAAGGACGCAGGUGGUAAUCAUUACAAACCGGGAGGGCUGCGAGGGCAUCCACUUCCGCUUCCACCGAGUCGAGGUGGUCUGGGUAUGGCACAUCCAAGACCGCAUCACAACGUCGCUUAUCACGGUCCGCCGCCUCCUUUGCCUCCUUCGAAGACACCGUCGGAAGCGAUUGACAAGAUCUACACGACGGGGGGUGGUAUUAGCACAGCGGUAGGCGCGGAACCCUGGCCGGCACCCACGCCGGACAUGCCGAAGAUCAUCUCACUAGACGUGAAGUGCGAGAAGAAUCUGAUGAAAGUUUAUCUCGGCUUCGACAAACCGUUCUACGGUAUAGUCUUCAGCAAGGGCCAUUAUAGCAACGUAAAUUGCGUGCACUUGCCGGCGGGUUUAGGACGUACGUCGGUCAACUUCGAGAUUAGCAUACACGCAUGUGGCACAGCCGGGAACACGGAAAAUGGUUUAUACGGGUACGGUGCCGAGUCCGGGUCGGGCACGUACUUCGAGAACAUUAUCGUGGUGCAGUACGAUCCGCAAGUUCAAGAAGUUUGGGACCAAGCGCGUAAACUUCGGUGUACGUGGCACGAUUUGUACGAGAAAUCUGUCACCUUCCGUCCGUUCCCCGUCGACAUGUUGGACGUGGUGCGAGCUGAUUUCGCCGGCGACAACGUCGGCUGCUGGAUGCAAAUACAGGUCGGUAAAGGUCCAUGGGCGUCGGAGGUAUCAGGGCUGGUUAAGAUCGGUCAAACGAUGACGAUGGUACUCGCGAUAAAGGACGACGACUCGAAGUUCGAUAUGCUCGUGAGAAACUGCAUGGCUCACGAUGGUAAACGAGCCCCGAUACAAUUGGUAGAUCAGAGAGGUUGCAUUACCAGGCCUAAGCUGAUGUCACGAUUCACCAAGAUCAAAAACUUCGGCGCCUCGGCUUCGGUGCUUUCCUACGCUCAUUUCCAGGCAUUCAAAUUCCCCGACUCGAUGGAAGUACACUUUCAAUGCACCAUACAGAUAUGCCGAUACCAAUGCCCCGAACAAUGCUCCGAAUCCCCUUUGCUGUUGGAAUCGCAGGGUCUUCUGGAGAAUCAUCAUCAUCCACCGUCUAAUGGACAUCCCGAUUCCAGCUACGGUCUUCCGCCUCCUGUUCCACUUCCCUUGGAAGCUUAUUUGCAGGCGGCAGCUGGACGACCUAGGGACGAGAGGCGAAGAAAAUCCCGAGAAAUAGUACCGGCACCGCAAAAGGCGGUCGGAGUGAAUCGAAUAAUACGGGUGGUAUCCACCGGUGACCUAACGUUUUCCAUCCACGAUUCGAACAAUGAGGAAUCUAAUGGACCGACGAUGGUGUUUCCCGUACGUAACGAGAAUACCGCGAACGCGGCUAUGAUUUGCAUGACUACCCCAGGUUUUGCCGUUACUCUCAUAGUACUUCUUGCCGUGUUACUUUCCUCCUGUAUACUUUCCACCUACCUCUGUCUACGUCUAAGACCGUUCUCAGGAAAAGCUAAGAAGGCUACGACGUAUUACAAUGGAGAACAAAACGCUUCAAAAAAGUCGACUAGGACGUGUUUUUACUCGUAGGUACAAAACGGUCGCGGCAGUUUAGCAAACGGUACGCUGUCGAUCGAUGCAACUUUUUCUCUUUUUCCAUCGCGCGAAGAAUCAUCGAAUCAUACGGGUCGUACAUUUCCUGUGCGACACCGUUCGACUGCUUUCCUAGCGUUUAAUUAUCUGAAAAGGAAAAAAAAAUAUAUAUAUAUAUUACGUAUCAUCGCGAACGCGUAGCAUGUUCGUUCAUUAGAUCGAAAGUUAGACAGGCAUUAACCCACUUUGUUAUGGAGAGUUGCUCAAUGAAACGUUACCAGAUUCUCGAUACUUGUACAGUAUACAUUCUGGUGACUUAGCUGUUAUAUUUAUUUGUUCGAUCGAUCGAGACCGUUGGCAGACGAUUUUUUAAGUUUUAUUCAUUGGAUGUCGCAGAAACCGGUCCUCUUGGUCGCGCCAUUCCAGGUAAUCGUAGAGGCUACAGAAUGUCGUAAGCACGAUUCUGUAUAUCACCACGUACCAGACCGAGUAUCCGUUCGUAAUAAAUCAAAUAAAAAAUAGGAUACUCUCUGCUACGUGUAUCGUGUACGAUCGAGAAUGAUCGAACAGUACGGAUUCGUGCUUCUUCGCAAUAACGAAACUUACGCUCAAGCCCUGACAGGCGUUUCCGUGUAUAGACAUCAAAAGAAAUUUAGUCAAAGAUAAUCAAACACUUUGCGCUCGCGACUCCCUUGUUACAUUUAUUUUCGGGACCAUGGUACUUGGGUAUUUUUAUUUCCAAUCGUUAACCGUUGCGCGUGUAACUCGGUUACGAUUAAGGCUGAAAUACUGCGAGAGAAUAGUCUACGCAUUAAGCAAAAACUAUCGUUUUCUUGUUCUUUUAAUAUUGUUGACGAUAUUAUUGUUUUAAUAUUAUUUAUUUGUAUGCGUAAUUUAAUGUUCCAAAUUUGUUCGGCUUUAUACGCUGUAUCUUGUGAACUUGUAACCAGCUGGUGAUUAUCAGGAAAUGAUUAAAAAUAUUAGCUCGAUUUUAUUCAUUUUUCAUUCGAAUUAAUAGGAAUUUCACUUCAGUGAAGUGAUUUUUUUGUAAGGUGUGUUGCCAUGUGUAAGUAAGGAAAAAUAAUAUUCAUUUUUCUAUAACGUUAGAUUAGUAAUUAACCCUUGGACGACGGACAAUGGAUAGAGCCCCAAUUUUCAUUUAAUUUUGUACUUCAUAUUAUUUUCAUUUUUUAAAUUUUACACUGUUUCUUCAAAAAUUAAACAUUUACAAUUCAGUCACAAUUGGUUCAGACUCCGCUGUUCAGAAGAGUUAAUAAGUGUAUCUGAAGGUACAUAGCUAAAAAAAAAAUUAUCUAUUUAAUAAAAAAAAAAAAAAAAA
Osmia lignaria (orchard mason bee) is the source of this 5901-nucleotide messenger RNA. It is a transcript of the gene dy, whose product is annotated as transmembrane protein dusky. NCBI's taxonomy places the organism in Eukaryota, Metazoa, Arthropoda, Insecta, Hymenoptera, Megachilidae. The record is from RefSeq and is a predicted model, not a curated record.